UUGAUCCAGAGACUCUUCCCUGAAUGAUGGGCACAGAGCACGUCAGGUUUCUCUGCCUGCCCCAGUGUCCAGCCUGGGCCUUUGCCAGGGGCGCUCUGGGCACCAGGCCCCUUUCAGACUGAGAGCAACUGAUGCCAUGGAGAAGCCAGCCCCUGCCCACCUCUUCACUCACCUGGUCCUGCCCACUGUGAGACCUUUUCACUGAGACCCCUGGAGGUGCCAACCCUGUGAGCCGCUCCCCUGUCCCCUGCCCACCCCCACCAUGUGUGAAGUGAUGCCCACAAUCAACGAGGGAGACCCCCUGGGGCCUCCCCAUGGAGCCGAUGCUGACGCCAACUUUGAGCAGCUGAUGGUGAACAUGCUGGAUGAGCGAGAGAAGUUGCUAGAGUCCCUUCGUGAGAGUCAGGAGACUUUGCUGGCGACACAGAGCCGGCUCCAGGAUGCCCUGCAUGAGCGAGACCAGCUCCAGCGCCACCUUAACUCUGCCCUCCCCCAGGAAUUUACCACCUUAACCCGGGAGCUGAGUAUGUGUCGGGAGCAGCUUCUAGAGAGGGAGGAAGAGAUAUCAGAGCUGAAAGCAGAGCGGAAUAACACAAGGUUGCUUCUGGAACAUCUGGAGUGCCUGGUGUCCCGCCAUGAGCGGUCACUGAGGAUGACUGUGGUGAAGCGUCAGGCUCAGUCACCAUCAGGGGUUUCCAGCGAGGUGGAGGUGCUGAAGGCUCUCAAGUCACUGUUUGAGCACCACAAGGCCCUGGAUGAGAAGGUACGAGAGCGGCUCCGGGCGGCCCUUGAGAGAGUGACCACUUUGGAAGAGCAGCUGGCGUGUGCCCACCAGCAGGUGUCUUCCCUACAGCAGGGGGCAGGGGUUCGGGAUGGAGUGGCCGAAGAAGAGGGGACUGUGGAGCUGGGACCAAAAGGCCUGUGGAAGGAGGAUGUGGGCCAGGUUGAGGAGCUGCAGGAGCUUCUGGAGAAGCAGAACUUUGAGUUGAGCCAGGCCCGGGAGCGACUGGUCACCCUGACAGCAACUGUGGCUGAACUGGAGGAGGACCUGGGCACAGCCCGCCGGGACCUCCUCAAGUCGGAGGAGCUAAGCAGCAAACAACAGCGGGACCUCCGGGAAGCUCUAGCCCAGAAGGAGGACAUGGAGGAGCGGAUCACCACCCUGGAGAAGCGCUACCUGGCUGCUCAGCGUGAGGCUGCAUCAAUCCAUGACCUCAACGACAAACUGGAGAACGAGCUGGCCAACAAGGAAUCCUUGCAUCGCCAGUGUGAGGAGAAAGCCCGAUAUCUGCAGGAGCUACUGGAGGUAGCCGAGCAGAAACUUCAGCAGACAAUGCGCAAAGCCGAGACGCUGCCAGAGGUGGAGGCCGAGCUGGCCCAAAGAGUUGCAGCCCUCACCAAGGCUGAAGAGCGACAUGGCAACAUUGAGGAGCACCUCCAACAGCUGGAGGGACAGCUGGAGGAGAAGAACCAAGAGCUGGCGCGGGUGCGCCAGCGGGAGAGGAUGAACGAAGCCCACAACAAGCGGCUGUCAGACACGGUGGACAGGCUGCUGAGUGAGGCGAAAGAGCGCCUGCAGCUCCACCUCAGGGAGCGCAUGGCAGCCCUGGAGGAGAAGAACACCUUGAUCCAAGAGCUGGAGACCUCCCAGCGGCAGAUUGAAGAGUAGCACCAUCACAAGGGCCGCCUGUCUGAAGAGAUUGAGAAACUGCGCCAAGAGGUGGACCAACUGAAGGGUCGAGGAGGACCAUUUGUGGAUGGCAUCCACUCCAGGGCGUACACGGGCAGUACGACGGAUGUGCGGUUCUCCCUGAGCACAGCUGCCCACGCAUCCCAAGGUCUGCAUCGUUGUUACUCAGCACGGCGGGAACAAUCUGCCAAGGACUGGGAGCCAUCUCCACCGCCUGAGGUGCUGGUCCCGACAGCCACCCCUGCCUUUGACAGUGACCGUGAAAUCUCUGAUGUGGAUGAGGAUGAACCAGGGGGUCUGGUGGGCUCCAUGGAUGCUGUCUCCCCCAGCAGCCACUCAGACGCCCAGACCCUGGCCAUGAUGCUGCAGGAGCAGCUGGAUGCUAUCAAUGAGGAGAUCAGGAUGAUCCAGCAAGAGAAGGAGUCCACAGAGCUCCGUGCUGAGGAGCUGGAAACUCGAGUGACUAGUGGCAGCAUGGAGGCCCUAGACCUGACCCAGCUGCACAAACGAGGUUCCAUCCCCACCUCUCUGACUGCCUUGUCCCUGGCCAGCGCAUCCCCUCCACUCAGCGGCCGUGCCACACCUAAGCUUACCUCCCGCAGUGCUGCCCAGGACCUGGACCGAAUGGGGGUCAUGACCUUGCCCAGUGACUUAAGAAAGCAUAGGAGGAAGCUGCUGUCACCAGUGUCUUGGGAAGAGAACCGAGAGGAUAAAGCCACCAUAAAAUGUGAGACUUCUCCUCCUUCCUCACCCAGGACACUGCAGCUAGAAAAGCUUGGCCACCCAGCCCUGAGCCAGGAAGAAGGCAAGAGUGCUUUGGAGGAUCCAGGCAGCAACCCCAGCAGCAGCAACAGCAGCCAGGACUCCUUGCACAAGGGUGCCAAGCGCAAGGGCAUCAAAUCAUCCAUCGGCCGCCUGUUUGGGAAGAAGGAGAAAGGCAGGCUGAUCCAGCCGAGCCGGGAUGGACCCACAGGCCAUGUUGUACUACUAACAGACUCUGAGCUCGGUCUGCAGGAGCCCAUGGUGCCUGCCAAGCUGGGAACCCAGGCAGAAAAGGACCGGAGGCUGAAGAAGAAACACCAGCUGCUUGAAGAUGCCCGGAGAAAAGGAAUGUCCUUUGCCCAGUGGGACGGCCCUACUGUGGUCUCCUGGCUAGAGCUCUGGGUGGGGAUGCCUGCUUGGUAUGUGGCAGCCUGCCGGGCCAACGUCAAGAGUGGCGCCAUCAUGUCAGCCCUAUCGGACACAGAGAUCCAGCGAGAAAUUGGCAUCAGCAAUGCCCUGCACCGGCUCAAGCUCCGGCUGGCCAUUCAGGAGAUGGUGUCGCUGACCAGCCCCUCUGCCCCGCCCACCUCCAGGACUUCUUCUGGGAAUGUCUGGGUCACCCAUGAAGAGAUGGAAACUCUGGCAACAUCCACUAAAACAGACAGUGAGGAGGGAAGCUGGGCUCAGACCCUGGUCUAUGGGGAUAUGAACCACGAGUGGAUUGGGAACCAGUGGCUCCCCAGCCUGGGGCUCCCCCAGUACCGCAGCUACUUCAUGGAGUGCCUCGUGGAUGCUCGCAUGCUGGAUCACCUCACCAAGAAGGACCUGCGGGUCCACCUGAAGAUGGUGGACAGCUCCCACCGAACCAGUCUUCAGUAUGGCAUCAUGUGCCUGAAGAGGCUGAAUUAUGACCGGAAGGAGCUGGAGAAGCGGCGGGAGGAAAGCCAGCAUGAGAUCAAGGAUGUGCUGGUCUGGACCAAUGACCAGGUAGUUCAUUGGGUCCAAUCUAUUGGGCUCCGGGACUACGCAGGAAACCUCCAUGAGAGUGGUGUGCAUGGCGCUUUGCUGGCCCUGGAUGAGAACUUUGACCACAACACACUGGCCCUGGUUCUCCAGAUACCCACACAAAAUACCCAGGCACGCCAAGUUUUGGAGAGAGAGUUCAACAACCUGUUGGCUUUGGGCACAGACCGGAAGCUGGAUGAUGGGGAAGACAAAGGGCUCCGCCGUGCGCCCUCCUGGAGGAAACGCUUCCGCCCGCGGGACCCGCACGGCCGCGCCCAGCUCAGCGCCGCGGCCGACACGCUCCCGGCAGCCUUCCGCGCGUCCACCGUGGGGCCCUUGCCGCCUCCACCGUCCCAGCCGAAGAAGAUCAUGCCUGAAGCUCGCUCCCACUAUCUCUACGGACACAUGCUCUCCGCUUUCCGGGACUAGCCACAGCCCCCGCAAGGCCAGCUUCCUCCUGCUUGGUAUCACAGGCUCGGAUAGACCUUGCUGUCCUGCUGGUUCCCCUUAACUCCCAGAGCUCCUAGUCUCCUCUCUCAGAAUAUAUUCGUCUACCCCUUAGUAUCCCGCUACCCCAAAUCCACCGUGUGUCCCUCGUAAGGCUCUCUGGGAUGUGUCUGGGUCUCCUGGUGGUGUGAGGCAGCCAGGUCGUCCAUGCUUGUGGCUCUGCGGCAGGGAGAGGAAGGCAGCUGGAGAUGGAUGGACUCCCCCUUCCGUCUUCUGCAUCUAACAAGUCUGGACUGCACACUCCACCGGAGACCAGGACGCAGCACCAAGGGCUGGGGUGGCCCUUCCAAGGAAAGGGAGCUUCAGACUUCUUGCUUGGGUUACUUGGCAUUCUGGUUUCCGUCUGUCUCUUGGUUGCACUAGAUGGUCUACGUCUGCUUUUGGCACCCCCACCAUUUUCCCUUCCCCGACUCCUCCGCACCUUGUAGCUGCUGCUUCACCUUCAGGACCUCUUUGGGGGCUAGGAGGAGAUGUAGACGGCCCUAUUCUUCCUCAGGAUGAUGAACCUGGGAAGAAGGAAGGCUCAGAAGGAGAUUCUAGGCCCUGGUUUAAGUUGAAUCCCAAAUAUCAACAUAAGCAUGGGGAAAUUCAGCCCUCCUGCCCAGUGAGAGGUUGCAGGCAGGUCAGCUAGAGGGAGAUCCGAUGUCCUGUGAUAGCUCUAAGCCCAAGUGGCAGUGGGAAUUGCCUCCUGCCCCAGCUGUAGGGUAGAGCUGCUGCUGGGCUGGAGGGAGAAGGAUCUUGGCUCUGGGCAGAACAGAGCUAACCAUGCGCUGCCAGCUAUGUGCCCAGUAUUUCUUCCCUUGCUGUCUCCCUCUGACCCACUUCUUUGAUAACCUCAGCCCUUCAAAAAUGUACCUAAUGAGUGGAUUGAGUAUAUAUUAAUACGUUGAACUUAAAAUCUGGUUUGGGAAAAAGGUAAUCUGAGGCUUCCUCCCCCUGAUCUCCUAGCAGGAAAAUAAAGCUUCGCCUUUAGUGAAUCAUGUCCUAGGUCCAGGAAAUCCAGUAUUGUUAAAGACUGCCAUUCUCCUGCUUGUGCCCAAACUGUCACCCUUUGUUCAAGGUGCUUUUGGUGUUCAGGGGCUGCCUCCAGAAAUUCCUGAGACCUGCCUAGUCUCAGUUGCUUUCCCCAGCAGCAUGGUGGCAUGUAGGGCUGAGGGAUAUAGGUCCUGGUUUGGUAGGAAUAUCAUUUCCAAUAAAUUCUCCUUCUUCACCCA
Odocoileus virginianus texanus is the source of this 5178-nucleotide messenger RNA. NCBI's taxonomy places the organism in Eukaryota, Metazoa, Chordata, Mammalia, Artiodactyla, Cervidae. The record is from RefSeq and is a predicted model, not a curated record.